AUGUGCCGCCUCGUGCUCUUCGCGGGCACCUGCACCCGCUGCAACGAAUCCCUCACCUGGGCCGACCUCUCCCAGCAGCUCUCGUGCCUCGAGGCCAAGAACGCCGACAAGUUCGGCUCGUGUCGGCGUGGCGUCGACGUCGAGACACACGCCUUUGAUCAGGAAUGCGACGCCUGCGCCGGCGAGGACGAAGGCGUUGCCGGUAUGGACUUUGGUGAGCAGGAUUUUCAGCAGUAUCAUCAUCAACAUCAGCAGUAUCAGCCAUACCAACAGUCGUCGUCAGCAGCAGCAGUAGGAUCGUCAUCAUCAGCGUCAAUACCGCAACCCGGCUCGAGUAAGAGGGGCCGGGACGAGGGGGAUGGCAGGAAGAAGAAGAAGGCGAGGACGUGA
Messenger RNA from Colletotrichum orchidophilum, 390 nucleotides. RefSeq lists its product as uncharacterized. The coding region runs from base 1 to 390 and encodes 129 amino acids. The transcript has a single exon. Lineage: Eukaryota; Fungi; Ascomycota; Sordariomycetes; Glomerellales; Glomerellaceae. The record is from RefSeq and is a predicted model, not a curated record.